This is a messenger RNA of Talpa occidentalis (Iberian mole), 2762 nucleotides long. RefSeq names its product endogenous retrovirus group K member 13-1 Env polyprotein-like. NCBI's taxonomy places the organism in Eukaryota, Metazoa, Chordata, Mammalia, Eulipotyphla, Talpidae. Gene Ontology annotation, molecular function: structural molecule activity. The transcript is spliced from 2 exons. The record is from RefSeq and is a predicted model, not a curated record. Bases 176 to 1078 code for a protein of 300 amino acids.
CUCCUUUCCAGAACAUGGAAAGGCCCUGAUGUGUUAUUAGCAAAUGGGAGAGGGUAUGCUUGUAUCUUUCCACAGGAUUCGGACAGCCCGAUUUGGAUUCCUGACAGACUGAUCCGACAUCAUGUCUCAAAAGCCUUCACCGACACGCCCCCCGUCAGACAACUGACGCUCCAAGAUGCAUAGGUGCAGCCCUCUGGGACACCACCCACCUCCUCCAAGAUGUCAUCGCUCCAGAUCCCCUGUUGGAAGAUUGUCCUCUUCCCUGCACCACCUUCGAGUUCGUAAGACGUCUUAUCAUGACAAUUGGAAUUUGCUCAAAAAUCUGGCCUCUAAUUCUGAACAGCUACUUAUGCAGCAAAAUGCACGCAUCACCCUGGAGACUAUGUUCCUUGCUGUGCUAGCAAUCUUCUCAUACAGCAUAUCACCAGCUUCUCCUGCUUCUCUCAUGCCUUCUGUUUCCUAUUGGGCUUACAUCCCAGAUCCCCCCUUUCUCCAUCCCACUCCUUGGGGAUUUCCCUCACCCCGUGUGUUCACUAAUUAUUCUGAUUUACUAGGUGGAGAUUCAGACUCUUUUGUUUUAUUUAAAAGCACUAAUAACUUUUCUUUUCAGGGACACAUGGAUUCGCCUCCUAUGUGUUUUACAUCCAAUCCUGUCCAUAUGAAGUCUCAACUACCUGGCUGCCUACCUAUUAAUGAUAAAUAUUUUUUGACAGUAACUUCAAAGCCUUCCUCCUCCGGACCUAACCGUGAUUUAUGGUUUUUGGAGCAGUUACAUCUGCCACUAAUGUCCCCAAGGAUUGUAGGUUUCUUCUGCAGGACGCGCUCAUCUACAACCGGUCAAAUCGCCUCAUCCCACCCCUUGAACCUAUCACUCGAUGGUAUUCAGCGGGAUGGAUUACUCCCACCUACAUCAUCAACACUUCGAAUGGUUCCCGUGCAUACCCGGACUUAUUUUGCCUCCUUGCCGCCACUUCACCUGUGCUUUUUCGCUGACCUGGACAUUCUGUUCAUGCUGUCACCAUGCGGGCUUGUGUGGGCCCCCCUCAUGCCCUCCUCAUUGAGGGCCCCGGACAUUUAACCAUUACUUAUCAUCACCAUACUUUUCAUGUUAAUUGUACUGGCUGUAUUCUCACCAACUGUAUUACCUCUGUUGGCUCAUUGUCUAAAGCUACUUUUGUUAUCUUACAUCAACCUCCUUAUGUCAUGCUCCCUGUAAGCUUACAACAGCCGUGGUAUGAUGACAUUGGACUGUAUACUCUUCAGCUUGUGGGACAGGGACUGCGUCGCUCCAAAAGGUUUGUAGCGGCACUUAUACUGGGUAUUACGGCACUUAUUGCUAUUAUUAGUUCUGUUGCUGUUUCUACUACUGCUCUCGUGCAACAAGUUCACACUGCCUCCCAUGUUAAUGAUUUGUCUCGUAACAUCACACACGCUUUGAUUAUCCAAGACCACAUUGAUAAUGAGUUUGAAGCUCGUUUAAAUGUUCUUGAGGAAUCACUUUUACAUAUUGGCAAUCAAAUUCAACACAUAAAAACGCAUUUGACAACCAAAUGUCAUUCUGAUUACAAAUGGAUUUGUGUCACUCCACAUGUUUAUAACUCUUCUUCUGUUUCUUGGAAUAAUGUCAAAAAUCAUUUACUGGGUGUUUGGAAUAAUACAAAUGUUUCCCUGGACCUUACUGCUCUGCAGAAAGAUAUUAAGGCAAUUAGUUUAGCUCAUUCCCCCUCCUCCACACCUGCAGAAGUUGCUGCUUCCUUCCUGGCUUCCUUGCAACAUUAUACCACUAAGGCUGCCUGGUUCCCAUCAUUUAUUACUUUAGGUGUUGUUUUGCUUGUCACCAUAAUUAUAUUGAUACUCUUCCCAUUGUUUAUUAAAUUGCUUUUCCAUGCUAUCAAUAAGACACAUGUUGAGUUGCAAACUAUGUGAAUGAUGGCCAAAAACAAAAAAGGGGGAGGUGCUGCAGGAGGCCUUGAUGCCCCAGCCAGAUAAGACACUGGCAAGCAGCGAAGCCCAAAGGGCCUCACACUGUGGGGCCGAAGCCAAAGGGCCUCACACCGUGGGGCCGAAGCUAAAGGGCCUCACACCGUGGGGCUGAAGAUUCCUUGUGCCUCACACCGUGAGGUUGAAAAUCUAACAUUCCUUCACUUUUUGUUCUUGGUCAUAAAUAAGAAAAAAUUUCCCAAAAAAAGUACAUUAGGCACUAUAUUAUAUGCAUCAGUAUAUUGCAAGUAAAUGGCAUGGAAAAUUAGAAACUAAUUAUUAAACGAUUUGGCCUACUUGACAAUGGAAGACAACUUAUUGAGCAUGCCUGACAAGCAUUACAAUACAAUAAUCAUAGUAGGUCCUUCUAUUUUGUUUUCUCUUGAAGUUUCUUGGGAAAGUUUUUAAUAUGAAGCUAUUUGAGUUAAGGAGUUUCUAGGUAGAAAAAGUUCUGAUAGCUGAACAGCAGCUGGUCUCCGGCUGAAGGUCAUGUGAAUAGAAUAGUCCUUUGAUGCUUAGGCUUUAGCUGAUAGGUAUGCACUGGCGGUUUUUCACUGUUUUAAAUAAUUGUCUAAAUGAAAAAAUAAGUAGCUUUAAUGUUAGGUUUGGUUUAUUAUCUGUUAACCUUGAAAGCUGCCGUCUAGCUGAGACCUGUAGGGGCCAGUAGUCUAUGGGAAACAUAAUAUACUAAUUGUUUAUGCUUUACACAUGAUAAUGUAUUUUGUUAUUAUUAUUACUAAUAAUGAAUAAAUAAAGACCUGCUGAGUCUUUCGGCAGAAGAU